Molecule: messenger RNA, 1967 nt
Organism: Diospyros lotus (date-plum)
Lineage: Eukaryota; Viridiplantae; Streptophyta; Magnoliopsida; Ericales; Ebenaceae
Product: (-)-germacrene D synthase-like
Exons: 7
Coding region: 21-1691 (556 amino acids)
Biological process (GO): diterpenoid biosynthetic process
Molecular function (GO): terpene synthase activity; magnesium ion binding
Source: RefSeq, a predicted model, not a curated record
GUUCAAAAUAAAAGAAAAAAAUGGAAUUGUCUGUUCCUCUUUCUGCCGUUCCGGUUGCACAGAAUCGUGUGGCUCCGGAGAUCACCCGCCGCUCGGCCAAUUUCCAUCCUACUGUCUGGGGAGAUCAUUUCCUCGCAUAUGCUUCUUCCCAAGUUCUGGACGCGAAGGCACAGCAGCAACACAAGCAGCUGAGAGAUGAGCUCAGGAAGACACUGUCCAGAGCUGCUUCUGCCGACUUGAUCGAUGCCAUCCAACGCCUCGGCGUGGCUUACCAUUUCGAGAGCGAGAUCGAGGCAGCAUUGCAGCGCAUGCACCGGACCUGGCAUCAUCAACGGCUCGGUGACGCCGGCGAUAGUGUUUACGGCACUGCUCUCACUUUCCGGCUACUCAGACAACACGGGUUUCCUGUGUCUUCUGAUGUGUUCAAGGAACUGAAGGGAAGAGACGGCCAGUUUAAGGAAUUCUUAACAAGAGACGUGGAGGCACUGCUAAGCUUGCACGAGGCUGCGCAUCUCAGGGUGAGGGGGGAAGACGUCUUGGAUGAGCUAGUCGCCUUCACCACUGCCCAUUUGGAGUCUUCCCUACCGGACCUAGGCGAUGCUCAUGCCGGCAAGGUGAUACAUGCUCUAAACCAGCCCAUCCGGACGGGCCUGACAAGGGUAGAGGCAAGGAGCUAUAUCUCUUUGUUUGAGCCAAAAGGCCAUGAUGAUACACUCCUCCUGGACUUUGCCAAGUUAGAUUUCAACCUGUUGCAGAAGCUACACCAAAAAGAGCUCAGUGAGAUCACAAGGUGGUGGAAAGAUUUAGAUGUGCAAAAAAAGCUGCCGUUUGCAAAAGAUAGACUAGUGGAGGGCUACUUUUGGAUAAUGGGAGUGUAUUUCGAACCCCAAUAUGAGCUUGGUAGAAAGAUGCUAAUCAAAGUGGGUGUUAUGAUCUCUAUUAUAGACGACGUAUACGACGCUUAUGGCACUUUGGAAGAACUUGCCCUCUUCACUGAUGCAAUUGAAAAGUGGCAUGUUAGCGCUACACAUCAACUUCCAGAGUACAUGAGGCCGUGUUACGAAGCAUUGCUUGAUGUUUACGACAUGAUUGAGGAGGAGAUGGCCAAGCAAGGGAGGUCUUAUGCCGUCGACUAUGCAAAAUCAACCAUGAAGAAGCUGGUGAGGGCCAACUUUGAGGAUGCCAAAUGGUUCCACCGAGGCUACACUCCAUCCAUGGAAGAGUACAUGCAAGUGGCGCUCAUAACCUGUGGUUAUGAGAUACUUUCAACCAAUUCAUUUGUUGGGAUGGGUGAUUUGGCCACCCAAGAGGCCUUUGAUUGGGUGUCAGGUUGCCCUUUAAUUGUUAGGGCUUCCUCUGUUAUAUGUCGGCUCGCGAAUGACAUUGUUGGCCAUAAGUUUGAGCAAGAGAGAGGGCAUGUAGCCUCUGCAGUGGAAUGCUACAUGGAACAAUAUAGAGCAUCAGAGGAAGAGGCAGUGGUGGAACUUAAGAAGCAAGUUGGAGAAGCAUGGAAGGACAUUAAUGCAGAGAUGUUGCAACCAACUAAAGUGGCAAUGCCUCUGCUUGUACGAGUCCUCAACCUUGCCAGGGUGAUAAACGUUAUGUACUCGCAUGGAGAUGGCUACACUCAUUCUGUCACCAACGUCAAAGAUAUUAUCACCUCCUUGUUUGUUCAAGCUGUCCCAACAUAAGCCCUGUUGUUCUCAACUAAGCAGUGUCUACGCAUUAUUGUUGCAAAAUAACGUGGAAACAAUGUUUCCAAAUGAAUGUUUUUAUAAGGUUACGUUUGUAUUCAUUCAUCCCUGCAUAUAUUGAUGAUGCUUAAGGACGGAUCACCAAAGUCUGCUUUAAGAUCAAUGCCUACAAGAAAAAGCGAGGCUAGAUCCCCCGAUUUGGCUUUCUGAUGCUCAAUUUACUGUGAAGCACCAGCAAGUAAGAAACAAGAAAGUUAGAAGGUUUGUACUUGU